UGUAUCGCAGAUAAUUAAACGAGCGCACGUGUGUUCGCUAAAACGGUUGGAUAGUUCGAAGAAUUCAAAAAAAGAAAUUCUUUUAACUCUUCAUUUUUAAAUUUUUUCUUCUUCCGAAUUUUAACUCCGAACCACUUUAAAAGUUAGUUCAUUGUAAAUUUUGUUCUAAUUUGUUAAAAUCUGAAAUCGUAUAUGAAUUUAAUCGGUAAUUUACUAAGCACGAAUUAGAAUUUUAUGCAAAAUCUACUCUAAAAAUUUUUAAAUUUUAAAAAUUAAAAAUUUCUGAUAUCCAUACAAAAAUCACCAUCAUAUUUUUAGUCAACCAUUUUCUAGAAUCACCUUUUCAUUAAAUAGCGAUCUAAAUCAUUUGUGAGAUAAAAAGUGUUGAGCCAUGUUUCCCGAACGUCUUAACUUGUAUCCUUAAGAGUAUCGUAAAGGGUGAAAAUGGACAUUUCCUCAUGCCCUCUGUGCAGGAAUGCUUAACCACUGAUUCCCUUAUGGUGCAAGAAAUGAGCCACUUCUCUACCCAGUCCUUAUCCUACGAUUCUCCAUACCUACUACCACACUUCAAGAACGACCAGUUGCCUGAUGCAUGGCACACAUCCGUGAGCAAUCCUCACCAGAACUUUGACGAUCUCUCACAUGAGAUCGCCGGGACAUUCGACAAUAGUGUGCCGCCUACCUCUCUGCCGGAUGCUACUGUCGCUUCCUCGGCAAGUGGGACUCGCAAGAAAUCGCGUACAAAAAGCGGCGGUUCGAAAAGCAGCUACAAACACGUGCCUCACCGGGAGAAACCACCACACCUGGUGGCUAGGAGGAAUGCAAGGGAGAGGCGGAGGGUGCAAGCGGUCAACACGGCCUUCUCACGGUUGAGGAGAAGCGUGCCGGCAGAAAAUAAGAAUAAGAGACUGUCUAAGGUCAAGACCCUGCACAGGGCCAUCGAGUAUAUUCAGAUGCUCCAGGACAUGCUGUCCAAGGCCGACGAAGACCUAGGAUCGGACGAAUUGUGUCUGGCAUCCGUGGGAGCGGACUCGCUCAACAAGGAAAAUGAGCUCCAUCAAAGGUGGUUACAGUUACCCACGAGCUGGACAGAUGAUAACCAGAAUAGUUGCCUCUCAUUCUACGACGAUUUCGGCGAUGGCAUAUAAAACAACUAAACCUACAAACAAAGCACAGCAAGCAUAUCAAGAAUUGCAAGUGGAACUUCUCUGCUCACAGAAGUUACUGCAGAUGAAUUCACGCACGCUAGAGCUUCAUUAUAAUCGUUGAUAAUCGUGAACGCUCACUGAAGCACCUGCAUGUAAUGGAGACAGUUGCUCCUAGUUUGGGGCGUUCAGCGUGGCUGUUUAAAUUUUGUGCAUCUUAGAAAAACUCUGCAAAAUGUGUGGAAUAGUAUAGGUUCAUUAAUCAUUGAAGAUAUUAUUGCAAUUAAUUGCCUUGAUACAUUGAAAUGUGUAGGUGUAAUAAUGAAAGACAUGAGAAAAGAACUCUCUGUUCACCAAGAAAGCUAGCACAGAUAUGAAGUCUGCUCCUUUUUUCCCCAUGGAAAUUGACUUUAUUAUGCUUUUAAUAGUUUCUAUAUUGCCAAAUUUUCAUCAAAUGGACGCUUUGAUUGUAAGAUUUGAAGGAGUUUUGUCCUUAAAGAAGAUCUCUGAGAGAGACAAUAUUAUUCGAAGGAUGUUUCAAGUUUAUAAGAUCGAUUUUCGCAUUUGGCAACCACUUUUGGCUUUGAUACUUGGCAAAUCAAUUUCGUUUUUCUCUGCCAACUGAACAAACAUUAAAACUUAAGUGUUUAAUAUAUUGAAUUUGAAGAAUGCUCAGCAUGGAACCAAGAAAAGACGCCGAAUUUCUAAACUGAUAACAUGAUUUUAAAAUAUUCCACAAUCAGUAUUAUCAAUUGCAUUUUUUAAUGAAUGUUUAAAGGUUUAAUUAACUUUUGUCUUUGUUAUAAGAGCAGCAAAAUUCACAUGCAUAAAUAUUCUAGAUUUUUAAACCUUAAUUUACUUAUAAACUAUAUUUCAUUUCAUACAUUUGUUUUAUAAACUAUAGUACCUUUCACAAUUUAUAAAAAAAAUUUGUCAGUUUCUUAUUAAUUCUGUUUUAUUUCUAUCUGAAUUCUAUACCGCUAGAAUAUACAGAAAAAGAAUGAAAUAAGCUUUACAGAAACUUUAGUUCCCAGAUGUUAUUCUU
This is a messenger RNA of Argiope bruennichi, 2190 nucleotides long. Its product is annotated as heart- and neural crest derivatives-expressed protein 2-like. The transcript is spliced from 3 exons. Gene Ontology annotation, molecular function: RNA polymerase II transcription regulatory region sequence-specific DNA binding; protein dimerization activity; DNA-binding transcription factor activity, RNA polymerase II-specific. NCBI's taxonomy places the organism in Eukaryota, Metazoa, Arthropoda, Arachnida, Araneae, Araneidae. The record is from RefSeq and is a predicted model, not a curated record. Bases 459 to 1148 code for a protein of 229 amino acids. Gene Ontology annotation, biological process: regulation of transcription by RNA polymerase II; developmental process.